Molecule: messenger RNA, 264 nt
Organism: Pelecanus crispus (Dalmatian pelican)
Lineage: Eukaryota; Metazoa; Chordata; Aves; Pelecaniformes; Pelecanidae
Source: RefSeq, a predicted model, not a curated record
AAACAAGCAUUUGAUGACAUCCUCACCAACAAAGCACCUGAGUUACUGAAAGGUUUGGAUACUUUCUUAGGGGAUAACAACUGGCUGGUAGGGAAGUCUGUAACAUGGGCUGAUUUCUACUGGGAUGUAUGCAGUACGACACUUCUGUCCUGUAAACCUGACCUGGCAGACAACUACCCCAGGCUUUUGGCUCUCAGAGACAGAGUGCAAGCACUUCCAGCUAUUGCAGCCUGGAUCCAGAAGAGACCGAAGACUAUAAUGUAG